AUGCCGCCCACAAUGUGGACCGGCCCUCCUUCUCUUCCAGUUUUCUCGGUGGAUAGGCUGGCCCGGCGCAACAACAAAAGCAGCGCCACGUCCGCUCCAACGUCACCUCCACUGCCCUCCCCUCGUCCCCCUCCAUCAAGUUCAGUCUCGGGCCAAUAUCACAGCCAGAACCUGGCCGACCUCCUCGAACCUGCCAUUGAUGGCCCUCCUUCGCCAGAGAGCAUAAGGGCACUGAGUCAACAAGUGAGGCAGACCUUUACCUCAUCACCGGUGCAGGCGACGCUCCGGAACCAGCAGACCUCCCCUGGCUCGACGUCUUCACUGCAGUCCCUCAACUACUCGGAUUGCCCUCCAUGGGAACAUUCCUUCGAUGCUCCUUACUCUGCACCACCACAAUUGUCGCGUAAAUCUUCUGGCCGCUCAGAAUCAGGCAAGAUGCAACAUCCAGCACGUGAGCGGACCGACAGCGUCCAAAUCUUCGGCAAGGCCUUGUUCAACCGCAAGCCCAAGUCCAACAAGAGAGAUAGCAGCACCUACAGCAGCUCUGGAUCGAGCUCCAUUUACUCACAGGAUAUUCCCCUCGACACAGCCAACCCUCCGCUGCCAGUUGCCAUCAUGAAUUUGCCCACUGCCAACCACAGCAUCCCAUCACUGUUCACCAGGAGAAAGAACGCAAGGGACUCUCUCAUUUGUGACUCGGAUGUGAAGAGGAAGUACACAAUCUCGGCACCUUACAACUUUCAGCACUUGGCGCACAGCGAGAGGGAUGGCCAGUCUGGCAUGGAGACGGCCAACAGGCUAACCAUGCAGACCGAUGACUCUCUUACACGCGCCUCGCGAGUACCUUCUGGCGGCUCUCUUGUUGGCAUUAACGCCGGGCCGGACAGCCCAGUAAACUCGUCAGAUGAGCAUCUCGGGAGCCUUGAUGAACACACCGAAGUGGGUGUAAAACCAACUCCUGUGUCUCCGAUGUCUCCAGUGUUUCCAGUGUCCCCAGUCCGCAGGAGAUAUCCUCUGAUCAAGGUGCGAUCUCGAGAGCUCAUGGAGCAGUCACCUCCCCGGCACGCUAAGCUAGACGAGACAACACCACCAGUCCCGCCUCCCCGAGUGUCCAGCCGAGUAUCACUUCGGCACGCCGGAUUGGAGUCCAUCUGUGCCUCAGCCAACCAUGACAGGCCGCAGACCAGUGGCGGCAUAUCGCAAACCUCGCAGCGGUCUACCUCGCCGGACCAAGAGGAUGACUAUCUGCACAUGCGAAAGAACAGUCGCGAGAGCAACAUCGUUCCGGCAGAGUUCAGAUUCUCGCGCGUAAUCCCGCCGGCGCCCAAUACUAACAACUGGCCUCUGGCAUGCCCGCCCGGUGCCGCCUCGCCCGAUGCACUCCCCGAUGUCCCCGAGGAGGAAGAACACGCUAUCAAGGCCCGGUCACGAGCCAGCAUCAUUAGCAGGAGCUCAUCAUUGCGAGCCAGCAAAUCGGCACCUAUGCUGUGGCAGGUUGGAACUUCCAGCCAACGACCAUCCAGCAUUGCAUCGGACACCCUUGGCCGCCUUGACAUGUCAGACUUGGCGGUUCAAUGCGUGCCAGGUGUGGACAGCAUGGCUAACGAAUCACUUGAUCUUCUCCUCAGUGACAGCUGGGAGGACGACAUCGACUACUGCUAUGAGCACGAGGCAGAGGCCGAUUGCAACUAUGCAUGGGACCGUCCAUCGCUCGACAUCUCUCGCGAAGACGACAACACAACACCCAUCGAGUUUGACUACAACGAUGAACAUUUAGUGUUUGCGCAGGGAUAUCUGCGUCCUGUCCACUUCGAUGUGCCAGCCCUGAGCCCUGUGAGCCAGGUGUCCAGAGACAGCACUAUCCUCAUGGAGGCAAUCACUCCUGUGACACCUGCUGCUCCAAUGACCUCGGCAAACUUUUCGCUGCCUAGGUCAGAUAUCCAAAAGCAAGCGUCACGCCGACAAGUACGGAAGCCGCCACAAUCAUCAUCAAACUACAAUGAAUCGCAGGGCUUCGACCUGUCGCCAACCAUGAUCAUCCCCAAUGGGGAAUUUCAACGCCAAGUUGUGGAGGAGCCCGAAUGGUAUCCUGGCCAAGAUGAUGUCCUGACGACGCGCUCUCCGUAUAGUUAUGAGGAGCCCACCCUCAACAUGGACAAGUCGGCACUGUUCGUUCAGUCUCGCGUCAGCGCCUCCACCGUGAAUAGCAUGGGCUCAGAUUUCACCAGCUCAGAUCGUCACGCAUCUACUUCGACUACAUUUACCCGCCUGACAGCCAGCACCAGCUCCAUCAAUGUCCAAGGACUAGCGGACCAGUCGACCGACACUCUCAGCACUGUGUCGCCCGAAAAUUCGAGCGAUGACUCGAUGAACAAACUCACAAAGCAGCGCAAAGAAGAGCAGGCUCCGACGCUGACACGCCAGCGGGCCAAGACCUUGAGCCAUGCCCAGAUGGCUUACUCUAAGCCGUCACUCCAACCCAACGUUCAGCAUUAUGCUGCCUACACCAUGUCUGUGUCGCGAAUUUGA
Molecule: messenger RNA, 2529 nt
Organism: Pyricularia pennisetigena
Lineage: Eukaryota; Fungi; Ascomycota; Sordariomycetes; Magnaporthales; Pyriculariaceae
Exons: 1
Coding region: 1-2529 (842 amino acids)
Source: RefSeq, a predicted model, not a curated record